Molecule: messenger RNA, 1536 nt
Organism: Eimeria mitis
Lineage: Eukaryota; Apicomplexa; Conoidasida; Eucoccidiorida; Eimeriidae
Exons: 5
Coding region: 1-1536 (511 amino acids)
Biological process (GO): regulation of transcription by RNA polymerase II
Cellular component (GO): nucleus
Molecular function (GO): transcription cis-regulatory region binding
Source: RefSeq, a predicted model, not a curated record
AUGCUGUGGGGUCAGCAGAAGCAAAAGUCAUCGCAGCAGCAGCAGCAAGAGCAGCAGCAGCAAGAGCAGCAGCAGCAAGAGCAGCAGCAGCAAGAGCAGCAGCAAGUGCAGCAGCAACAGCAGCAGCAACAAGAGCAGCAGCAGCAACAGCAGCAGCAGCAACAGCAGCAGCAGCAAGAGCAGCAGCAGCAAGAGCAGCAGCAACAGCAGCAAGUGCAGCAGCAGCAACAGCAGCAGCAACAAGAGCAGCAGCAGCAACUGCAGCAGCAGCAGGAGCAGCAGCAGCAAGAGCAGCAGCAGCAAGAGCAGCAGCAACCGCAGCUUACGCUGCAAUCUUAUCGAAUAGCUGCUGGUUAUACGGUUUGCUGCUCUCCGACUGCAGCACGAGCUGCUGCACCUGGCCUAGGGCAGAGCUGCUGCCUAUCUCGCAACAGCAAUAGCAGCAGCAGCAGCAGCAGCAGCAAUAGCAGCAGCAGCAGCAGCGACAGGAACACACCGGGAGCAGAUGUAACGCAUUCAUGGGGAGGCACUCCAUGCAGCAACAGCAGCAGCAGCAACCGCAACAGCAGCAGCAGGAGCAACAGCAGCAGCAGCUAUAUCCGCAGCAGCAGCAGCAGCAAGUGCUCCACCAAGGCCUUAACAACAGCAGCGGGGACAGAAGCAUCCAGCCACCUGUCCAAGCGUAGCAGCAGCAGCAAAGAUAGCAGCAGCAGCAGCAGCAGCAGAUAUAUCAGCAGCCGCACCAACAGCAGAUACAGCGACAGCAAAGAGAGCAGCAACUGCAGUGACAUGAGGACUAGCAGCAACGCUAGCAGCAGCAGCAGCAACAACAACACUUGCAGCAGCAGCAGCAGCAGUAGCGAUCCACCCAGCAUCAUCAUCAGCAGCAGCACCGCUCGCAGCAGCAGCAUCAUCAGCAGCAGCAGCACCGCUUGCAGCAGCAGCAGCAGCAGCAGCAGCCGCACCGCUUGCAGCAGCAGCAGCAGCAGCAGCAGCAGGUGUUUUACCUUGUUAAGCUGCACUCCGUCAGCAGGGACAACGGCGCCCAGGGGGACUCUGACUAUGUCUCCUAUCUGCAGCAGCUCAACGGGGAUGAUAGUAGGUCAUCAUCAGAAGCAGCACCGCUUGCAGCAGCAGCAGCAGCAGCAGCACCGCUUGCAGCAGCAGCAGCAGCAGCAGCAGGUAUUUUACCUUGUUAAGCUGCACUCCGUCAGCAGGAACAACGGCGCCCAGGGGGACUCUGACUAUGUCUCCUAUCUGCAGCAGCUCAACGGGGAUGAUACUGCUGCUGCUGCUGCUGCUGCGAAAUCACGCGGGGGACCUCCCUCCUCCUCCUUCUUCCCUGCUGCAGCAGCAGCAGCAGCAGCAGCAGCAGAGGCAGCAGCAGAAGCAGCAGCAGCAUCAGCCAGGAGAAUGGCGGUGUGGGGUCGUGUUGCUGUAAGCCGCCCCACAGCAGCAAACGCCUGUCUCCUCGCCCUUGUCUGCAGCAGCUUGCCUAGCAGCAGCACAGCUAUAAGAACAGCAGCAGUAUCAUAG